AAUAAUUUUCGUCUGCUGUAAGUCGGCUGGGUUUAUGCAGUUUUGGAAUUUACUGAUUUUUAAAAAUGAAGACAUUGUUAUACCUUCUACUAUACGUGCUUUUGCACAUUGAUAAUGUGAGCAGCGAAUGCAAAAUGUAUGAUGUGUGCCACUACGAUGAAACCAAAGGUGUCCAUCUUAACUGUGAUUGGACCACUGAGGGUAAACUACUGGACACGACAGAUCCCAUUUAUGAGAAGGUCUCGAAAAGUUUAGUUAAAGUCUGUCCUGAACUUUUUAAAGAUCCUACAAAACCCGGAGAAACACCUUUAUGCUGCACCAUAAAACAAGCGCAGAUCGCUCUAAAAAGCUUUGAACUUAUGGAAGUUUACAAACGAUGUCCGACGUGCAUUAGAAAUUUAAGAUCAUACACCUGCGCCUUGGCAUGUUCGACGAAUCAAGACGAGUACAUGUUUAACUUUACCACUUUACCGAACGGUAAUAUUAACCCAAAAUAUAACUACAUCACAAGCAUGAGCUUCAACUUAAGUAACGAGUACAUGGAAGGCACAUUCAAAUCGUGCCGCAACGUGGCUUUACCAAGUUCAGGCGAUCUGGUUCUGGGAACGACAUGCGGCUCUUGGGGGGAGAAAAACUGCACGCCUGACCGGUGGUUUGACUACUUUGGAUUAGGAAACAGUCUAGCGCCGUAUCCGAUCAGGUUUCUGGGAGUGCCCAAAGACUCGGAAGAUGGGAAGUUUCACAAGGAAGUCGUUCCUUGUCACUUGCAGUAUGACGAAACCUCCAAGUCGUGCAGCUGUAUUGAUUGCCCCCAAGCUUGCACCAUCGACCAGUUUGAACCACUCGGCGUCGGAUAUGAGAUUUUGGGGAUAAAUGGAUACGCCUUCAUAGUGGGAAUAGUCCUGUUAUCACUUUCAGCACUAUUUGUAAUAGUUGCCCUUUUUGCUCACAAAAGAUUUCCGGAUUAUAAUCUCGACGAGCCGGAACCGGAGGUCGACGUAAGCACAUUUAACUUCUUGGAGCGCUUCUUUAAGUCGCUUGGUGAAGGUGUCGCAGGGCAAUCGGUGGUUAUACUUUUCCUGUGUUCGUGGGUAGUUAUUGGGUUAACAUACGGCGCAUUUUCCCUAAAUGUUACCACUGAUCCAGUAGAAAUUUGGGCGUCGCCGACAAGUAGAAGUCGCCAAGAAAAAGAUUUCUUCGAUUUGGAGUUUUCGCCGUUUUAUCGAACGGAACAAAUCUUUAUUAAAGCGGUUAAUAUCGAACCUUUUGAGUAUGAAUCAGUUCGUGGGAAGAUACUAAUGGGGCCUGCUUUCAAUAAAACUUUCAUGAUGGAAGUAUUUAAAUUACAAAAGAAGAUCGAGCAGAUCGGCCAAGACGAAAAUGCUGGCUUACAAAACAUAUGUUUCAGUCCAAUCGCAAGUUCGUUCACAGGACCCAAAACCAUUAAUGACUGCACCAUCCAGACUUUAUUAGGUUUGUAUAAUAACGACAUCGACUAUUUUGAGAAGCACGAAGAUUAUUUGGAGAUUCUCGUACGUUGCAUGACGAGUCCAUACAGUCUUGAAUGUUUGGCACCUUAUGGAGGACCAGUCGAGCCUGGUACUUCUGUCGGUGGAGCUACACGGUCAGAUUUCACUGAUGGUAUUGGGCUUACUCUCACGUUUUUAGUUGAUAACUCGGUGAAUAAAGAGAAAUUGGAGCCCGCCUUUAAAUGGGAAGCAAAGUUUAUCGCAUUAUUAAAGGAGUGGGAUGCAGAUGAAAGACCGGACUUUAUAGAUAUAGCAUUUAGCAGUGAGAGGUCAAUCGAGGAUGAACUGUUACGUGUAUCGCAAGCUGAAAUCCUCACGACAGUUAUUAGCUACCUGGUAAUGUUCGCGUACAUCACCAUCGCACUGGGGAGAAUUCGUUCCGUAGCCACUCUAUGCGUAAGUACCACUCCCAGAAAUUUGUAUCGAGUACGUAAAUACUCGUUGCAGUUGGAUAGCAAAGUUACACUGGGAAUUGGUGGAAUCGUGAUAGUACUGUGUUCUGUAAUUUGUUCGCUCGGUGUUUGCGGAUAUAUUGGAAUUACAACCACUCUCCUAACGAUCGAAGUAAUACCGUUUUUAGUACUGGCAGUAGGUGUCGACAACAUCUUCAUCAUUGUACAAACCCAUCAGAGAAGACCAAGGCAAAAAGACCUAACGAUUGAAGAGGAAGUUGGUCUCACGAUGGCAAAAGUUGGACCCAGCAUGCUGCUUACCAGCUUUUCCGAAAUAUGUUGCUUUGGAAUUGGUGCGCUCUCUAGCAUGCCGGCAGUGAACACUUUCGCCAUUUAUUCCGUAAUUGCAUUGGCGUUUGAUUUUGUCUUCCAAAUCACCGCAUUCGUCGCGCUGCUCUACUUGGACGAUAAACGAUACGAGGACAACCGAUUGGACUUCCUUUGCUGCUUUAAGCAAGAUAAGAGGGUUUUCACACAUACCGAAAGCUGGCUAUACACUUUUUGGUCAAAAUACUAUACCCCAGUUAUUAUGAAGUUCUUCGUGAGGUGUUUGGUAGUCAUCGUGUUUACAGUAACCUUGUGCUUGAGUAUAAUUGUCGUGCCUAGUAUUGAAAUUGGAUUGGAUCAAGAAUUGUCAAUGCCCGAGGAUAGUCAUGUUUUAAAAUAUUUCGGGCAUCUUAAAGAAUUGCUCGGAAUAGGACCACCAGUUUACUGGGUAACGAAAGGCAACGUCGACUACACCAAUCCAAAUGUACAAAACCUAUUCUGUGGAGGACCCGGAUGCCAUCCGAACUCGGUACCGACCCAGUUAUUCCAGGCGUCAAAGCAGUCAAACAUCACCUACUUGUUACGACAACCAUCGUCGUGGUUGGACGACUUUAAAGAUUGGAGCGAGACUGAAGCGUGUUGCAAGUAUUUUCCAACCAAUGGAUCGUUUUGUCCCAAUUCGGCUGUCGGUUGUGAAGCUUGUAGUAUAAACACUCUCAAUAUACCUUGGGAUCAAUACUUCAAAAAGUACCUGCCGUAUUUUCUGCAAGAUAAUCCGACACCGCAGUGUGCUAAAGGUGGACAUGCCGCAUACGCAAAGGGAAUGAACUACUAUUUAGAAGAAGAUGGAGCUAGAGUCAUAUCUUCGCAUGUGAUGGCAUUCCAUACCGUGCUAAAAACGUCUAAAGACUACUAUGAGGCAUUGCGCUAUUCGCGAAUCAUUGCAAAAAAUUUAACAGAGACCAUUAAUAUGACGGAUGUUGAAGUGUUUCCCUAUAGUGUCACGUACGUUUUUUACGAACAAUACUUGGAUAUAUGGCCUACAGUUCUAACAUCCUUGGGAUACUCGUUGCUCGCGGUAUUUGUGGUGAUAUUAAUCAUCUCCAUCUUUGACAUAUUCGCUUCGUUCACUAUAAUUUUAACGGUUCUAAUGAUUAUUGUCCACAUGGGAGGCCUAAUGUACAUUUGGAAUAUUACCCUUAAUGCCGUCUCCUUGGUAAAUUUAGUUAUGGCUGUUGGAAUAUCGGUGGAAUUCUGCGGGCACAUAGUUCAUUCCUUCGUCCAUUCAAAACGUAAAGGAUCUGUAAAUAAAGCAGCGGAUGCUUUAGCCAACAUGGGCAGCUCGGUGCUGUCCGGAAUCACACUCACCAAAUUUUGUGGCAUCACGGUUUUGGCGUUUGCCAAAUCGCCAAUUUUCCAGAUAUUUUAUUUCCGUAUGUAUUUAGGUAUGGUCAUAAUCGGCGCGUUACAUGGCCUUAUAUUUUUACCAGUCUUUCUCAGUUUCUUCGGUGCCUUAAGGUACGGAAGUUAGGAAUCUGCGGAAGUUAGGUAUAUUCUCAACUUCUUUGACGAAAUACGCCCCAAAAUACACCUGAAGAAUUCCAGCGUUGGCGUUGAUAAUUAUUUCUAUAAGUAAAAAUCUUAAUUAUUAUUAUCGAUAAGAAUCUUUUUAAUUAAACGAUA
Molecule: messenger RNA, 3931 nt
Organism: Photinus pyralis (common eastern firefly)
Lineage: Eukaryota; Metazoa; Arthropoda; Insecta; Coleoptera; Lampyridae
Product: NPC intracellular cholesterol transporter 1 homolog 1b-like
Exons: 21
Coding region: 66-3779 (1237 amino acids)
Cellular component (GO): membrane
Molecular function (GO): lipid carrier activity
Source: RefSeq, a predicted model, not a curated record